Ogataea philodendri is the source of this 519-nucleotide messenger RNA. RefSeq lists its product as uncharacterized. Gene Ontology annotation, biological process: endoplasmic reticulum to Golgi vesicle-mediated transport. The transcript is spliced from 2 exons. Bases 1 to 519 code for a protein of 172 amino acids. The record is from RefSeq and is a predicted model, not a curated record. NCBI's taxonomy places the organism in Eukaryota, Fungi, Ascomycota, Pichiomycetes, Pichiales, Pichiaceae.
AUGUCGCGGUCUCUGUCGAGAUACUGCUGGCCUCGCUACUCCUCCAAAGCGCACCAGCGCGAGGGCCGCACGGCGCUGUUUUCCUCCACCUCGCAGCCGGUUUCUGCCUCGCAGUCGCCGUCCAGACAGUUCAAUGGGGGUUCUGCCACGUCGCCCCAAGACGACCCGUAUUUGAACGGCAAGUCCACGUCUCCGUACGACGGGUCGGAACACAAAAAGAAGGACUACAACGCGUCGCUAAUGUCGCAAUUGGAGUCCCAGAACGACGAAACAGUGGGGAACCUCGGAUCAAAAAUAGCAGCACUGAAAAGCCUGUCUUUGAUGAUGGGAGACGAAAUUAAUAAAAGCAAGCUCAACUUAUCGGCCCUGGGUGGAGACAUGGACCAGACAAGAAACAGAAUUAGAACUAACUUCAAUAAGAUGGUCAUAAUGGCCGAUAAAACAGGAAUCAGCUGGAAAAUCUGGCUCCUUUUCUUUACCCUGGUGUUCUGGUUCUUCAUGUGGGUAUGGUUGGCAUAA